GGUCUCUUGUUGUGCUUUGGGAUCUGUGCCCGGAACCACCUGGAGGAAACUUGGGAGAAAUUGGAGGAAUUUGGGAAAUCCGACGUCUUCAAGAAAUCCCUGGGGUUGUUCAGCAUCUUCAAGGAGCGCAGCGAGGCGGAUCAGGAGCGGCUCCGCGCCGCCCUGGUGCUCUGUUACGGCCGCGUGGCGGCGGCGGCGCCCCCGGAGCUGCUGCGCUCGCGCCUGGAGCAGCAGCUGCUGCAGCGGCUCCUGCAGCACUCAAAAACCAAGGUUCUGGGAAUAAAAGUAGAGACCAAGCUCCACAAUCCCAGAAUUCCAUAA
Molecule: messenger RNA, 321 nt
Organism: Zonotrichia leucophrys gambelii
Lineage: Eukaryota; Metazoa; Chordata; Aves; Passeriformes; Passerellidae
Product: maestro heat-like repeat-containing protein family member 1
Exons: 4
Cellular component (GO): cytoplasm
Source: RefSeq, a predicted model, not a curated record